CGCAACACAACGCACACUUCACAACGCACACUUCACGAUGACAUCCAGCCAAGCCCCCGAAAUCACUCUGUACCGUGGCUUCCCCUGGCCUGGAAAAUACACCUGGUCCCCCUUCGUCACGAAGCUCGAAGCUCGUCUGCGCUUUGCGGGGAUCUCGUAUCGCACGGACGCCGGGUCACCGCUCGGCAGUCCGCGGGGUAAGAUUCCGUACGUCGAUCUCACGGACCGGACGACGGGCGCAAAGACUACCAUCUCGGACUCAGCUCUGAUCACUCGAGGAUUCAUUGAGGAUGGUGUGAUCACUGACCUUAAUCGCGAUCUCGGUGCGGAGAAGAAGGUGCUGGAUGCUGGGGUGAAGGCUCUGUUGGAGGACCGGUUGUAUUUCUAUCUGAACCACGAGAAAUGGAUCGAGAACUACUACGAGAUGCGAAAACACGCCCUGAGCGCGCUGCCGUACCCGGCCAAGGUGGCAGUGGGAUACUACAUCUACCGGAGGCAGAGGGAAAUGCUGUACAACCAGGGCACCCUUCGGUUCACAUUGGAGGAGUUGAAAGGAUUCAAGGAGGAAGUGUGGACCAGUAUAAGCGAGCUGCUGGUGUCCCGCAAGGCCCAGAAGCAGGGUGAUGGGCCGUUCUGGGUGCUGGGUGGCGAGGAGCCGACCGAGGCCGAUGCGGUUCUAUUUGGGUUUCUGGCGGCGUCUUUGGUUUGCUCUGCGUAAGUCUUCUUAAACUCUGGCUUUAUAUUGACUCUAACGUGUUGUUUCCAGCUGUCCGGAAACUCGGGCGAUCUUGAAAAGCUUGCCUGUGCUGGUGGAAUAUGCACGCCGCAUUCAUGACCGCUAUUUUCCGGAUUACGCUUGCUGGGAGUGACUGCUUAUUUGACGAUGUUUAUGACCCAUGCUAUUUUGCUUAUAGUAUAUCUAUGCAGCUUAAUUUAAGUACU
Aspergillus aculeatus ATCC 16872 is the source of this 942-nucleotide messenger RNA. Its product is annotated as glutathione S-transferase family protein. The coding region runs from base 38 to 718 and encodes 226 amino acids. NCBI's taxonomy places the organism in Eukaryota, Fungi, Ascomycota, Eurotiomycetes, Eurotiales, Aspergillaceae. The record is from RefSeq and is a predicted model, not a curated record. The transcript has 2 exons.